AUGGAACGGCGGCAGUUGGAGCGGAAGCAAAAACCAUUGAUUAAAGUAGUGGCUAUUUGUGGGUCCCUGCGUGAAGGUUCAUAUAACCGCGGUCUUAUUCGUUCUGCGAUUGAGAUAAGCAAGUCGUCAAUCCCCGGCGUGGAAAUAGAGCACGUGGAGAUCGCAGAGCUGCCAAUGCUGAACACAGAUCUGGAGGGCGAGGGGAACUUUCCGCCGGUCGUUGAAGCAUUUCGUCAGAAGAUUCUAGCAGCUGAUAGCAUUCUCUUUGCCUCCCCUGAAUACAAGUACUCUGUCUCAGCACCUCUAAAGAAUGCACUUGACUGGGCAUCAAGAACCCCAAAUGUUUGGGGUGAUAAGGCUGCUGCAAUUAUAAGUGCUUUCGGAGGCUCUGGUGGUGCACGAUCCCAAUAUCAUCUUCGCCAAAUUGGAGUGUUUCUUGACCUCCAUUUCAUCAACAAGCCAGAGUUUUGCUUAAAGGCACUUGAGCCUCCUGCAAAGUUUGACAAAAAUGCCAACUUGAUUGAUGUACAGUCCAGGGAGAAUCUGAAGCAAGUUCUUCUGUCCUUGCAGGCUUUUACUUUGAGACUCCAAGGAAGAUAG
Prunus armeniaca (apricot) is the source of this 600-nucleotide messenger RNA. The record is from the annotation of a GenBank genome assembly. Lineage: Eukaryota; Viridiplantae; Streptophyta; Magnoliopsida; Rosales; Rosaceae.